Messenger RNA from Arabis nemorensis, 1131 nucleotides. The record is from the annotation of a GenBank genome assembly. Lineage: Eukaryota; Viridiplantae; Streptophyta; Magnoliopsida; Brassicales; Brassicaceae.
AUGGCGAAUCUGACCUUAGAGCUCAACAUUUACUCUGCAAAAGAUCUCGAAAAUGUCAACCUUAUCACAAAGAUGGACGUAUACGCCGUCGUUUCGAUCAAAGGCGAUGAUUCCCUGAAGAAUCACAAGGAGAAAACCGACGUUGACCGAACCGGAGGAUCUGAACCAACGUGGAAUCACGCCGUUAAAUUCUCCGUCGAUCAAAGGUUAGCCCGUGAAGGCCGUUUGACCCUCGUCGUGAAACUGUUCUGCGAUCGGAUCUUCGGUGGUAAAGAUCUCGGAGAAGUACAAGUCCCGGUUCUUGAGCUUCUCAAUUCGUCGCCGUCAUUUAACGGUAACGGGAACGGUCAGGGGAUGAGAUUCGUGACUUAUCAGGUGAGAACUCCGUCUGGGAAAGGUCAAGGCUCGUUGACUUUUUCGUACCGGUUUGAUAUGCCGUCGUUUAAACCGGAUCUACCGGUUUACACGAAUCCGAUCGAUGCACGGCCUGAUUUCCCGUCGCCGACUUAUCCUCCGACGUCUGAAGCUGGUUUGUAUCCACCACUGUCGUCAAUUGGAUAUCCUCCGUCGUCUCAGCCACAAGGAUAUUCCGCACCGCCGUAUCCGUACCCAUAUCCGUAUCCAGACCGGUACGAUUCUCCUUACCCGGAACAGCCGGCGACCACUUACCCACCGUCUCCCUCCGGUUCGAAUUACCCACCGUCCCAGUCCGGUUCGAAUUACCCACCGUCCCACUCUAGUUCGAAUAACUUACCGUCCCCCUCCGCCUCGAAUUACCCACCGUGUACCUCCGACUCGAAUAUCUAUCCACCGUCGUCUUACGGUGGUUCUCCGCCGCAUCAUCAGUAUUUGUAUCCGCCUCCUCCUGAUAAACCCGGUCACUCGUACCACCAAAUGCGACCUUCACAGUCAUUUCACGGGUUUGCGCCGCCGUCUCCACAGCAUCAGCAUGGAUACGGUUAUCCGCCGUCGUCUUCGCCGGGAUACGGACACGGUGGUCCGCCGUCGCAACAGCCGCCAAAGAAGAGUAAACCAGGGAUUGGGCUUGGAACGGGAGCUGGGCUUUUUGGAGGAGCAUUGGGCGGGCUAUUACUCGGCGAUAUAGUGUCCGACAUUGGCUUUGAUUUUUGA